Molecule: messenger RNA, 3074 nt
Organism: Canariomyces notabilis
Lineage: Eukaryota; Fungi; Ascomycota; Sordariomycetes; Sordariales; Chaetomiaceae
Exons: 1
Coding region: 159-2762 (867 amino acids)
Biological process (GO): regulation of gene expression; chromatin remodeling
Cellular component (GO): chromatin; nucleus
Molecular function (GO): histone H3K9 demethylase activity; histone H3K36 demethylase activity
Source: RefSeq, a predicted model, not a curated record
AAGAAAGGAGACACACUGAAAGGAUUGGAUUGAGUGCACGAUGUGGCACGAAGUUCAAGUUACUGCUAGUGGACGGUCCAUCUGCCAGAUCCUCAGCCUCCCCCGGAUCCCCUCUCACGCAGCGUCAGUCGAGUACGUAGUAACAUCACUUUCACAUAAUGUCAAGCGAUACGAUCACAGUUUUGGGAAAACUCUUGUACCCCGUUGACGGAAGAUACAUCGAUGAUGCGGACAAAGACGAGCUAGAGAGUUGGACAGAGCUUGAACGGGAAAAUGAACUCGCUAGCCGGCACGAGGUGCUGCUUAAGGAAUGGCAAGGUCUCUGUCUCCGCGCAGUGAACCUUCGGAAGCAGUCUGCCUCGACUACAGGCCAUACAACUUCAACUCGGGCUACACAGGACCCUCUCCGUAGCACCAUAGGCCUAGACGGAGCGUUCCGUUCCCUGGAGGAGAGACUUGCACGGAUCGAGGAAAUUCAUGGACGAAUCAUGGGGCUCGUGAAGGCCGACUUAACAUCCAGAAAUUCACGGAAGGUGAAUGGCUCCAGCAGAACAUCUCUGGGCGAGGUUCUCUCCUUGAUGCAGGCUUUUUAUGCAUCCCUUAGAGAAGUGAAACAGGAGAUCCUGGAAGUCCGACAAGCCGGCACGAGCCGCAUGCUUAGGGAUCAAGAACAAUCUCCAGAAGCGCCGCCAGCUCUCCCUACAAGCGACUCUGAUACGGCGAACCCAGAAUACCAGAUUGGGACACGACUCGCUCCCAAAAUUGGGUCUAGGGCACCAGUGCAUCCCGCACCAUUAGAACAUCAGGGUAUCAAGUAUCGAUGGGACCCUGCCGGAGAGGGCUUUCAGGUCCUGGUCCUUCUGCCGACUUUGGAGCAAUAUGCCGACUUAAAGAACCAAAUCAAGCCAGGCAGGCCCGCACUAUUUUCCUGCGCUGAUGCACUUGGUGCUAAAGAACACGGCGUCUUUAAAAUCGUGGCACCCAGCCAGUUUCAGCUCGCGCUCCCAGACCCAACGCCCAGGUCGUUCAGACGCAAACAGAAAUGCAGCAGGUACCAUGUCCAAGCCUUAGGGGAUGGGUACUGGAGAACCGAUCCAUACCAAUCGACAGCUGUCUUCGACCGCUCUUCCAACAAACGGAUAGAGGAUCUGAGACCGCUUUUAGGUAGUCAAAGAGUCCUUCCGGAUGUCUUCUAUCUAACUGAUUGUCCGGCUGGUACGGAGCGAGAACGGGAAGCUGCAGGGCUUCCUUGUCAGAGCCCGAUCGAGACAAUCCGGGGCAAUCAGCUUCACCGGACAGCGCACGCAAUUCUUGGAAUCCAUACCAUUACCAAGUACGAAGGGUCAGCCGGGGCGCCCUUUGCCUGGCACAUCGACGAUUGCCGCACCGACGCGAUCAAUUACCUCUACUAUGGGAGUAAGGAGUGGAGUGUUAUUCCUCCAGCUGAUCAGGAAGCUGCAGAGAAAGAGUUCCGAAGGCUUGUGUUGUCGACUAAGGCAUCGGAUGCACACUGCCAUCAGUUCAUGAGACAUGACGCUGUGUUCGGGAUUGGGCGUGGAAUAGAGAGGAACGUUGCAGUCAGAUCCUUUGCCCAAAACGCAGGCGAGUUGGUGUUCAUUUACGGGAACGCUUACCAUUCCGGCUACAGCAAGACAUAUACGGUUGCUGAAGCGCGAAACUAUGCUGGUGACGGAUGGAACGUUGAAGGAUACCGAUUCUGUACAACCAGGUGUUGCGACAGUCCGAUUACGUACGAGCAUAUGCGCUUCGCGAGAAAUGAAGCUGGGCAGGGAUGUAACGGAGACCACGGCGGUUCUACGGAAGGGGAGGACGUGGAUGCUGAAGGAGAUGAAGAUUUGAACGUCGAAGAGCAGGAUGACGACGCUGAAGGAGACGACGAUACGGAUGCUGAAGAGGGGGACAAUGUGGAUGUUGAAGAAGACGAGGAUUUGAACGCCGAAGUGGAGGGUGCGGACGCUGAAGGGGAUGGGAGGGGCGACUGCAUGUGGGCUGGGGUCGACCGCAGGGAGCCACGAAGUAGGAGGGAGAAUCCAACAAGUCCUACGCCCAGUACUAGUAUACCUGCUAAAAAGCAACGGGUCGAACCCGACGCGACGACUCUUGCCAACGCUGUCUGUGGCAAACAGGCAUUCCGUCACCUCUGUUCUCUUAUCAGGGCAUGGAGAGCCAAACAGCGGCCGUUCUUUGAGUUGACAAGCAACGAAAGAGCAGAAGUACAGCUCGUCCGCGUCAUCGAAGGGCUAAGCUGUACAGGGAGUCUCCUGGAGUUCUUGUGCCGGCUUGCAAAAUCGGAGUUAGCCAAGAACAUGGACAGCAGGAAACCUCCGGAUUAUACAUACGCAAGGUCUACAGACGUAGACGCUAUCCUGAAGGACCUCGGAUGGGAGAAUACAGAGCGAAACAAGAGAAAACUACGGCAUUUCAUCAGCGAAGGUCGGCGUUGGAAUAUCGUUUGCCAGGACUUUGCUGUAUGUCUAAUCCCGCCAAACCGAGAUCAAUCAGAUUCGCGCAGUCCAAAGGGUGUGCAAUACCAGGACAGCGGACUUGACAUCGCGCUCUUCCGGAAGUCUCUUCAGACGGACGAGUUCAACCUCUCAAUCCGUCGGAUGGCGAACACCUUCCAGCGCGCGAUACUGGAGCAGAGAGACGUCCCCGAAUUCCUAUGGGAAAGCGAAGACGCACAAACGCUUGAGCGUCUUUCUCCGAAGCAGCUGCUACCACUUAUGGAAUGCCGGUCCUGACAUGUGGCCUUGGGAAUCCCACAACUGAUACCUUGUCCCGCCUGUAUACCAAGAUCUGGCCUCCCAAUCUGCCUCGAACUGAGGUAGAACAACCAGCCGGUCGGUUCUUCGCGCAGUGGCGGCUAAAGGCGUGUUGGCGUAAAGGCCAGAUGCUGGGGGAGCUCACCUGGCGAAUUUGUCACGUGCUAGGCUCCUACCACGACUGUUUCCUCCGACCCAAUCUCCACCGUGCGCACGACUCAAAUUGGGUGCUGUUCGUCGGACAUCUAGCAAGCCCAAUGCGGAUUGGUACCUCUUGCUGUUCAGGACAUA